UAAGAGAUGGAGGUUGGAAACCACACCAUAGUGACAGAGUUCAUCCUUUUAGGGCUAACAGUGGAUCCUACACUUCGGGUCAUACUUUUAGUGAUAUUUCUAGGAAUAUAUACUGUUACCGUACUAGGCAAUAUCAGCAUAAUCACUCUAAUAAGAAGCAGUCCCCAGCUCCACACCCCCAUGUACCUGUUCCUCAGUCAUCUGGCCUUUGUGGACAUUGGGUUUUCCACAUCAGUCACGCCUAUUAUGCUUAUGGGCUUCCUUGGGCACGGAAAGGCCCUCCCUGUGGCUGGCUGUGAAGCCCAACUCUGUAUUACGGUGUCAUUUGGAUCUGCUGAGUGUUUCCUGCUGGCCACCAUGGCCUAUGACCGCUAUGUGGCCAUCUGCUCUCCCCUUCUCUACUCUACAAGUAUGUCCCCCGUGGUCUGCUUCAUCUUAGUUGGGACUUCUUAUGCAUGUGGCCUUGUGAAUGGUUGCAUAUUUAUUAGUAGUGCCUUAGGCCUGUCUUUCUGUGGGCCAAACCAGAUAGAUCACUUUUUCUGUGACUUUGCUCCUUUGGUGAAACUUGCCUGUUCAGAUGUCUCCAUUAUUGGAAUCAUCCCUUCCAUCUCUUCUGGCUUUGUCAUUGUUACAACAGUGAUUGUCAUAGGCAUCUCCUACAUCUACAUCCUCACCACCAUCCUGAAGAUGCGCUCCACGGAGGGCCGCCACAAGGCCUUCUCCACCUGCGCCUCCCACCUCACUGCGGUCACUCUCUACUAUGGAACUAUUACCUUCAUUUAUGUGAUGCCCAAGUCCAGCUACUCCACUGACCAGAACAAGGUGGUGUCUGUGUUCUACACUGUGGUGAUCCCCAUGUUGAACCCCCUCAUCUACAGCCUGAGGAACAGAGAUGUGAAGGAAGCCCUAAGGAAAGCAACUGCUAGGGUGUAUUCAUAG
This is a messenger RNA of Jaculus jaculus (lesser Egyptian jerboa), 939 nucleotides long. RefSeq names its product olfactory receptor 473-like. Gene Ontology annotation, molecular function: G protein-coupled receptor activity; odorant binding; olfactory receptor activity. The transcript has a single exon. Gene Ontology annotation, cellular component: membrane. Gene Ontology annotation, biological process: G protein-coupled receptor signaling pathway; sensory perception of smell. The coding region runs from base 7 to 939 and encodes 310 amino acids. The record is from RefSeq and is a predicted model, not a curated record. Lineage: Eukaryota; Metazoa; Chordata; Mammalia; Rodentia; Dipodidae.